CAGAAACCAGGUGAUAUUUUUCAGAUAUUAUGAUAAUUGGAAUAAAAUUGCCGAAAGUGACGAAUCGAAGUGUUUUAUGCUGAUGCCGAUAUAGGAGACAGGCAGUUUGAAGUCUACCUGUCAUCAUGACAGAAAUACUAGCAUUUCUCGCCUUCAUUCUUCUGUGUGGUCUGGUGAAGAUUCUCAACAUCACGAGCCCUUCUCUGCCACCUAACCUUUAUUUGAAGGACCGGUCGUCGGCAUUUGUACAAAACAUCCUAGCAGCAUGUCCCAUCUUCCUGGAAGCCUAUGUUCCCCCUUUAAUCUGGGGUAAGUGUGGCCACCUACAGACUUUGGUCUAUGUCAAGAUGGGCCGAGUCAUGCUGCCUGUCACAGAAGGUCAGCGUCAUCACAAAGUCAUGCCAGAUGGCGCCACUAUGACAUUUGACAUCUAUGAACCUAAAAGAGAUCAUAAAAAGGUAGGUGACUUCACUGCGUUGGUGUGUCCGGGCUUCGGUAACAGCAGUGAGAGUCCGUACAUCCGCACGCUGGUGGACUACUUCCAGCAGAAGGGAUACCGACUAGCCGUCCUCAACCACCUCGGUGCCCUUGCAGACGUCAAACUCACAUCACCCAGGAUAUUCAACUACGGAUGCACGGAUGAGUUUGGCAUGAUGGUGGAAGAGAUCCUGCGACUUUAUCCUCAAACCAAACUGCUAGCCAUGGGCUUCAGCAUGGGAGCCAACAUUGUGGUGAAGUACCUAGGGGAGUCGAAACUGAACCAGACCAAGUUCAUCUGCGGCAUGUCCAUCUGUCAGGGCUAUGAUGUCAACCAAGCUAAGCCAUUACUGAUGGAAUGGGAGAAUCUCAGACGCGCCUACGUGUUCUUUAUGACAGAAAACAUGAAACUACUCCUUCGCAAAAACUACUCCAUUCUGUUUGGAGAAGAUGCGAAGAAACUUUACGGCCCAGUGGACGUGGAUAAAAUAUUUUCUUCAACAUCUUUGGUUGAGCUGGAUGAGAACUUUAGCAGCCAGCGGGCGGGUUUCUCCAAUCAUGUUGACUACUACACCUGGGCCAGCUGUCGCCACGUCAUGAACAAUAUAGAUAUCCCGAUGUUCGUGCUGAAUGCGGAGGAUGAUCCUCUUGUGCCAUCAGUCCUACAAGAAACUGCCAAACGUUAUGCAGCUACUCAUGACAAGUGUAUAUUUGCUGUUACAAAGCAUGGCGGCCAUCUUGGUCACUUUGAAGGCGGGAUCAUGACUCCUGCACCAAUCACGUGGCUUGACCGAGCAGUCCUUCAGUUUGCUGAUGCCAUUACGAUGAUGGAAUAGACGCCUCUUGAAGCAGCAGUUACUGUGUACACAGUUCACAUAGAAGGCACGAUGUACACAUGCAGUUCACAUACAGUUCACAUACCGGGUUCUGUGUACACAGUUCACAUACAGAGUUCUGUGUACACAGUUCACAUACAGAGUUCUGUGUACACAGUUCACAUACCGGGUUCUGUGUACAUAGUUCACAUACAGGCCACUGUGUACACAGUUCACAUACAGGGUUCUGUGUACACAGUUCACAUACAGGGUUCUGUGUGCACAGUUCACAUACCGGGUUCUGUGUGCACAGCACACUGUGUACACAGUUCACACACAGCACACUGUGUACAGACAUUAAGUUGCAGUCUCACCUCACCACAUUAUAUCAUUAUUUCUAAAGUAACUACAAUCAACUUAUAUAAAAAAUGUCUAGUCACACUAUACCUAGAUGGUAAAGCUCCCUUUUCAUUGGUUAAUUGACCAUGGGCCUAAUUCACAAAGUUCUCUUAGGCUCUGCUAGACAACAAAGCAUCCUCUUUGCAAGUCUUUUAACAUUGCACUGCGGGAUUGCAAAGUUGCGAGAGUUUAGUGAAUAAGGCACCAUGUCAUUUACAGAAUAGAUGGCUGUUGCUUACAUCACACAUUUGUCACAUAAUAUAUAUAUAUAUAUAUAUACCAUCACACAAUACUAGUCACAUAACAUACAUGUACAUGUAUAUUAUUUGAGAGAGGAAAUAAGGAACAUCAUUGUACAGUGACUCUUUCAUUUCUAGAUGGGUUGGGGGGGUGGGGGGGGGGGGGGUUUACAAAAGGAUUUUUUCCAAAAACUAUAAUUAUUACUAAUGUAAAUAUUAAUACAACAAACAUAAGACUAAGUACAGUUUUAAACAGCUUCUGUGUUAGCACCAUUAGUAAUUAUCAUCAUCUGCUUUCAUUUAACAUACAAAUCUAUCACCACUACCUUUUAAUAGACCUACUUUUUGUAGGACAAAACUUAACAGAAAACCUUCCUGUUCCUGAGUGCUAAAAUUCAGAAUAAUACUUUUUAUUAUCCACAUAGUUCCAGAUAUUCAGGGAAAUAUAACCAGUAUGACCCACGUGUGUCAUAAUGAUAUCACGUGCACAGCGAAUGACGUAAUUUUGUGAAACGACGUCAUAACUCAAUGUGGCUUCACCAGUGUAAAUGCUUGUCAAAAAUGAUGCUGUUUCGUCAUCUCUUUUUAGUUACCUUUCAAACGUUUUGACAUGGUCCUAGCUUGUUAUUCAUAAAAAUAAUAUUUUGGAUAAUAAAGAAAUGAUUACACUCACAUGUGAAUUGUACAGACUUUUUCGAAACUCGUGUCAGGAUUCAUGUAUUACCCUCAUUCUCGCUCGGAUAAUAUAAUAAUCCUGACAGGAAGAAUGGUAGGCAGUGGCAGGAAAAUGAGCGUCUGUGGUAUAUUCUCCAGUAAAUUAUUAAAUAAUAAACAUUUACUUGAGACUAGUUUUAGCUGGCGACACCGGCCAGGUUCCAGUGGGUGUGUUUAUAGGUGCCAUUAUUCAUAUUCAACUUAAAACUAGCUAUAUCUGGCGAAUCGGCCAGGUUCCAGUGGGUGUGUUUAUAGGUGCCAUUAUUCAUAUUCAACUUAAAACUAGCUAUAUCUGGCGACACCGGCCAGGUUCCAGUGGGUGUGUUUAUAGGUGCCAUUAUUCAUAUUCAACUUAAAACUGGCUAUAUCUGGCGACACCGGCCAGGUUCCAGUGGGUGUGUUUAUAGGUGCCAUUAUUCAUAUUCAACUUAAAACUAGCUAUAUCUGGCAAAUCGGCCAGGUUCCAGUGGGUGUGUUUAUAGGUGCCAUUAUUCAUAUUCAACUUAAAACUAGCUAUAUCUGGCGAAUCGGCCAGGUUCCAGUGGGUGUGUUUAUAGGUGCCAUUAUUCAUAUUCAACUUAAAACUAGCUAUAUCUGGCGACACCGGCCAGGUUCCGGUGGGUGUGUUUAUAGGUGCCAUUAUUCAUAUUCAACUUAAAACUAGCUAUAUCUGGCAAAUCGGCCAGGUUCCAGUGGGUGUGUUUAUAGGUGCCAUUAUUCAUAUUCAACUUAAAACUAGCUAUAUCUGGCGACACCGGCCAGGUUCCAGUGGGUGUGUUUAUAGGUGCCAUUAUUCAUAUUCAACUUAAAACUAGCUAUAUCUGGCGAAUCGGCCAGGUUCCAGUGGGUGUGUUUAUAGGUGCCAUUAUUCAUAUUCAACUUAAAACUAGCUAUAUCUGGCGACACCCGCCAGGUUAACAGGUGCUAUUAUUCUUAUUCAAUUUUGCAAAGUGUUUUCAACAUUUCUCAGUUGGGCGGUAACAAUUGUCAAUUUUUAAACUAGCAUUUCAAACAAUUAAUCAACAUUUUCAAGGAGCAAACUGUGACCAUGUUUCAUCAUCGGCAGAUGUCUGCAAUUUUUAACAAGUAUGGGACCAGAGCAUUUUUUUACCACAGAUUUUUUUUCAUGUAUUAUUUCAGAUGCAAUAAGAAAUAUGUUUCUUAUUUCGCUACAUUCCUGAAUUGAUUGAUAUUACCUUUAGAGAUACAGAGAUGUCAUUAAGGAUUGUCUUGUUAUUUCUUUUAUGUUCAUUGGGGUAUGAACCAAAAAAAAUCAUUCAUAAACUGUGUGAAUCAACAGUUUCUAGAUGAUUUUUUUGUUCAUACCACAACAAACAUAAAAUAAAUAACAGACAAUCCUUAUAAUUAAAUUUCAAACAUAUUUUAUUUUGAAUAAUUUUUGGGGUUCAUAAACAAUAACGCUCAUUAAAUGUGAUGUUCCCCGCCAGCAAUAGUUUUAUGUUUAUCAUUAAGUAAUGAACAAACUUGUGUUGUCCCGUGUCAAAAUUACCACCAUCUUGGGUGUUCUUUUUCUAUCACACUUGACUACAUAUGAUGCAGUCUUUAUAGAUAGUAUAUAGUAACUGUCACAGACACACACACACAGACACACACACACACACACACAGAUAUACAUAUAUAUACACAUAUAUAUACAUAAAUGUCUAUGUCAGUAAACGUUUCUUAGCAAAUUGUACAGAUUAAAUCUCAUUUUUAGUAUAUGGGGAAGACAAAACGUUCGAACAGCCACAGUAGGCAGAAUAGUUCCUAGUAGACCGAGACUGAAAGUCAAAUUGUGUAUUUAAUUAUCAGGAUGUACCAACAGUUCCCUGUAUUAAAAAGGAAGCUUUGACCUAUA
Messenger RNA from Gigantopelta aegis, 4502 nucleotides. Its product is annotated as monoacylglycerol lipase ABHD2-like. The coding region runs from base 126 to 1313 and encodes 395 amino acids. NCBI's taxonomy places the organism in Eukaryota, Metazoa, Mollusca, Gastropoda, Neomphalida, Peltospiridae. The record is from RefSeq and is a predicted model, not a curated record. The transcript is spliced from 9 exons. Gene Ontology annotation, molecular function: monoacylglycerol lipase activity; acetylesterase activity. Gene Ontology annotation, biological process: medium-chain fatty acid catabolic process; steroid hormone receptor signaling pathway; acylglycerol catabolic process. Gene Ontology annotation, cellular component: sperm flagellum; sperm plasma membrane.